Messenger RNA from Mytilus trossulus (common blue mussel), 2051 nucleotides. RefSeq lists its product as uncharacterized. Gene Ontology annotation, cellular component: cytoplasm. Bases 128 to 1642 code for a protein of 504 amino acids. The transcript has 2 exons. Lineage: Eukaryota; Metazoa; Mollusca; Bivalvia; Mytilida; Mytilidae. Gene Ontology annotation, biological process: protein ubiquitination. The record is from RefSeq and is a predicted model, not a curated record. Gene Ontology annotation, molecular function: zinc ion binding; ubiquitin protein ligase activity.
UGAGAUUUGGAAAUUCGGUUAGCUAUCGCCUAAUGUGUAACAGGAUCCUAUUCAUAUAUAUUGAACCUUAUAUAAAAACGGUGACUACAUCAACGUUGUUCGUGCAGUUUAAUAUACACGCCUUUAAAUGGCAGAGAAAAGGGAACCCCACAUCGAGUCCUCUUUCGUAAACAAUCCAUCGACUGAAUCUGACGAAAUUUUGUGCAAGAUACAUCAGAAAGAAAUCGUCUUCUUUUGCAGAUGUCAUGAUAAAUUACUGUGCGUGGUGUGUAAUCGUUUGGAUCAUUCAAAAUGCAAGGACCAAAUCUUUGAAAUUGAAAUUGCAGCACAAAAAGUAAAAACAUCAACAGCAAUGGCCAAACUUGAACUAGACAUAUUAGAUGUUUUGCAAAACGUAAAAGAGGGCAUACAAAUCCAGAAACAUAAUUUAUCAAGCUUACAAGAAGUUGAAAAAACAAUCCGAAAGGAGGUUCAAAAGAUUAUAGAACAAAUUCAUCAAGAACAAGAAAGUCUUUUGUGUGAAUUGGAAUCCCGAAAUGAAAAAGUAAAACAGGCAGAACAAGAUUUAUUACAACAGGAGUCGAGAAUUUGUAAAUUACAGAAACGACUAUCAACCAUUAAGCAAUCUGGUACAGAUAAACAUGUUUUUAUUGAAAUGAAAAUGGCUGAAGAAAAUGCAUUCAAAGAACGAAAUUCAUUUAUGGAAGAAAGUAAUAUGAAAUAUAAAAUCGGUUUUCAGAUUAAUCCCUUCUUUUCCUCAGCGGAAAAUAUAUUGGGAGAGAUCAAAUUUAUAUCAAAAUUUAGAUCAUAUUCUACUUCUUCAUCACAUGAAGCACAGAUAGAGCUGCCAAUGGCUCCAGAUAUUAACAAAAAUGUCUUGAAAUGUGAACACGAUUUUAAUAUACACUCAUCAAAACACCUGAUGGAAUUAUACGGAUGCGUUUUACUACCUAAUAAACUUGCAGUAUUUAUUGACAGUAGUAAUAAGCGACUGGUCAUACAUCAUGAGAAUGGAGCAUAUUUUAAGGAUUUACCGCUAACUGAAAAGCCGUUUUAUAUAACUGCUGUUGGUAUGGAUGAGGUUGCUGUAUCUUAUUCGUCAAAACUGAUCAGUAUAGUAAAUAUAAAAACUUCAAAAGAGUUAAGACUUACAAGGUAUAUUGAACACUAUAGUCGUGGUAUCUGCUAUGCUGAUGGAAAGCUCUAUUUUGUAGAUUAUGGCGUUGGAAUAAAGGAAGUAAGUAUUGAUAAAGAGGUUGCACGAAAAAUACACGUCGAUAUAGCCGGAAUCGGGAAUAUUGCUGUAUAUAAAAAGAGGAUAUACUACACAGCUGAUCACAACAAUAAAGUGUACUGUUGUGAUACAUCAGGAAAACAAAUAUGGACGAUAAGUGACGACCGACUCAAAGCAAAAAAGAAUUCAGCUCCAUUAGCCGUAGAUAAUGAUGGAAAUAUUUUUGUAGCAGGACCCGAUUCCGGGGUCGUCAUAAUGAUUUCACAUGAUAGUAAAAAAACGGAGGUACUUAUUAACGAGAUUAAUGCGAUACAACAUCCCCGUGGACUUUUCUAUGACAAGCAUCACAAGAAACUACUAUUAUGUUAUAAGAAAAAUGGAAUGGCGCACCUUUUUCGUCUUCAAUAAAUGACACGAGCUUGAAGAACAAAGACAUGAAGAAAGCUUUAAACCAAAUGUGCUAUUCUUUUUACUCUCAGUAUAGUUUACAAAGAGUUACAUUAUGCGAAUUUUAUUGUUACAAAAACUUUUUAAACCAGAUGCUCCGCAGGGCGCAGCUUUAUACGACCGCAGAGGUCGAACCCUGAACGGUUGGGGCUAGGGUGGACAGAACGUUCAAACUGGAUACAGCUCUGCAUUUGGAUUGUGAUUAAAUAGUUGACACAGCAUAGGUUUCUGACACAGAAUGAAUGUGUUCUAAUGAACUUAAAAUGAUUUUUUUUGCUUUUUGAGCAAUUCAGUAUGCUGUUGAAUAUUAUUCCUUUGAUAUUUGAAGAAAUUUUCUUUUUCAUUAUGAAAUCUGAAAUAAGAAAAAUUU